Messenger RNA from Syngnathus acus (greater pipefish), 1710 nucleotides. RefSeq names its product C-C chemokine receptor type 1-like. Lineage: Eukaryota; Metazoa; Chordata; Actinopteri; Syngnathiformes; Syngnathidae. Bases 147 to 1289 code for a protein of 380 amino acids. The transcript is spliced from 3 exons. Gene Ontology annotation, cellular component: membrane. The record is from RefSeq and is a predicted model, not a curated record. Gene Ontology annotation, biological process: immune response; G protein-coupled receptor signaling pathway; chemotaxis. Gene Ontology annotation, molecular function: chemokine receptor activity.
CAAAAAAUAUAGCCUCCUCGUCUCUUAAGAACAAUAUAGCUGGCAAUUGUAAUUUUUUUGCUAUUUGGAGGUGAACAUUUAAUAACCAAUGGGAUCAAUCUAGGAUUACUACCGACAUCAUAUCUUGAAAUCUCUCAAAGACAACCAUGGCCCAAAGUGCUUCGGUUCUCGGUGGGUUGAAUGAGAGCGUCUUUCCAGUGGAAUUAACAAGGCCUAUUUCAACAGCCGUUGCUGAAAGCACGACAUUCGAUGACAUAGACUACAGCCUUAUUCCAGAUGAGGGCUUUGGGAUGUGUGUGUACGAGAAGCACGGAGCUUCUUUUCUUCCAGCUAUCUACUGUAUAUUCUUCAUCCUGGGCUUUGUUGGCAACUCUUUGGUUGUCUGGGUCCUUGUCUGCGAGGUGCGACUUCGCAACAUGACGGACGUCUGCCUCCUGAACUUGGCCAUCGCUGACCUCCUGUUGGUCGGUUCCCUACCAUUCCUGGCCUACCAAGUUCAUGACCAGUGGAUAUUUGGGGACACUAUGUGCAAAGUGGUCCUGGGUAUUUACUACAUAGUUUUAUAUUCAGGCAUUUUUUUUAUCGUGGUAAUGAGCAUCGACAGGUAUUUAGCGAUCGUCCAUGCUGUUUACGCCAUGAGGGCACGCACGUGCUUCUUUGGGAUAAUUGCAGCAGGCGUCACAUGGGUAGCUGGAUUUUUGGCCUCUUUUCCUGAGCUCCUCUACCUAAAACAGCAGCCUGACCACAUGAACGCCACUUUCUGCUACGCUGUGUAUGAACCAUUCACUUCGGACAACUCCGAUAGUUACUGGCGUGUUUUUGGUCUCAUGAAAAUGAACAUUUUAGGAUUACUUCUUCCCAUGGUCAUCAUGUCCUUUUGCUACUUGCAAAUCAUCAGGCGGCUGCUUUCCUGCCAGUCGUCUAAAAGGCAGACCAUCCAGUUGGUGGUCAUUGUGGUGGCUGUUUUUUUCAUAUGCUGGGGGCCCUACAACAUAGUGGUGUUGUUCAAAGCGCUGGAACUCUUGCAAGUCUACACGGAGUGCAAAAGCAGCCAAGUCAUCAGAUUGGCCAUACAAAUCACUGAGGUCGUCGCCUACUUUCACAGCUGCCUCAACCCUGCGCUGUAUGUUUUUGUGGGCCGGAAGUUCAGGAGGCACCUGCUCAGGUUGAUCCACAGACUUCCAUGUGGUUUGUGCCAGCUUGUCAAGGUCUUCAUACCACAGCAACAGAGCAUCAGGUCCGAUAUCUCCCGAACCACCAGCUUGGUUGAGAGGAGCACUGCUGUGUGAAGUGAGGUCAUCAUUCAGUUUUGGAUCAUUUCAUUAUCUUCUUUUAUCUGAACACACAUUAAAAACAUUGAGAGAGCUCUUGUAAUGGAUUUAGAUGAUACAAGUGAUGUGCUUGUAUUAUCUAGUGAGCAUAUCUUGUAGAAGGCAAUUUUGUAAUGUCAUUGAAUUUUUUUUCUAAAUAGCUCAGUGGAGCUGAAGGGUAACAUUUGUGCAAUUCUCAACCGCGACAGGAAAUCAGUACAGUGACACCUUCAUACUUACUUGAGUUGUGCGCUCAGACGUACCAACACAAUUUCAGUUCCAUCUACGGGUUUACGCAAACAAAGGAAACCACAGCAUGCAAAACAAAAAAAGAAUGCUGUUAGUGUACUCAUAGUUUUUUGCAUACAUUGUACUGUUGAAGAUAAAAUACGCAACUCUC